Molecule: messenger RNA, 1065 nt
Organism: Mus caroli (Ryukyu mouse)
Lineage: Eukaryota; Metazoa; Chordata; Mammalia; Rodentia; Muridae
Source: RefSeq, a predicted model, not a curated record
UGAAGAAGGUAAAUUUCAGGAAAGCUAUGACAGAAGGCAGGCCUCAGAACACUGAAAAUAAACUUCCCGUCAGAAACCAGCCUUCUGUCUUUUUUAUGUGUGUAGCGCUGAACUCGGUCCUGUCUGAAGGUGAAAUGAAACAUCCAGAGAAGCACCUGCCCGGAUUCUCUCAGCUCCCCAGGUCAACAGCAUCCUCCACCCCGACUGUUACACCCGGCAGUCAAAAGGGAUCAAGCGUUAUCCAGAAUCCGUUAGAUGGACCAGGACACCCGGGCCACCGAAGGAAGACAGUCGGAGUGUGGGUUUAAAAUCCGGGCAGAGGCAGCGCUGCUACUACUGAUGUGCCCUUGACAAGUCGCCUAUGAUCACUCAGACCCCUCAUCCUCUGGACGAACCGCGUCCAGAGCUACGCAGAUGCCCCUGCAGGCCUUACCCUUUAACACCCCCACGCGGUGAGGACACGCGGGGGUCUCAGAAUAGUCGCGAGCCAGGGGCUGUUACACCGCCUGGGAAGGAAGGGGCUCGCUCCUCCGGGAAGGGGGGUCCCACCUGUUAUGCCGUUGGGGGUCAUCGAGGGGCCGUGCUGAAGGGAAUCCCAAAGCCGCGGACUCUUGGCCCCGCUGCGAUCAGGCCAGGAGGGGCGGAAGUUGGGAAGAGGAGUUCCCGUUCCUAAGGCGCUGGCAUCGCUCCUCCUGCUGCUUCCCUGUUCUGACCCAUUCCCGGCGACGGAGGAUGAAGGUGGCGAAAGAUGUUUGGACAGCCGUCGCUCUCCUCCAUGCUUUUCUCCUGCUGCUGGUUAGCUUGGAUGGUGAUGGUGUCACCUGGGGUCCUGGAAUCUCUGGGCCCGCAUCCUCACUACCCGAGAAUGCGUUAGAACGGCACAUUCACGACCACACCUAAACCUACGGAAUCAGAAACGCCACUAGUGGGGUCCUUCCUGAAACCUGGUUAACAAGCUCCCAAGGUGAAUCUGAUGGCCGCUUUCCCUAAGCUGUAGAGACCCCUUUUCGUGUAUGGCGCUGAAAAUUUAGCGUCCUCUGUCCCCAAAUACAGUGAAAAAUCGGA